Aaosphaeria arxii CBS 175.79 is the source of this 3808-nucleotide messenger RNA. RefSeq lists its product as uncharacterized. The record is from RefSeq and is a predicted model, not a curated record. Gene Ontology annotation, cellular component: nucleus. Gene Ontology annotation, biological process: aromatic amino acid catabolic process; positive regulation of transcription by RNA polymerase II. The transcript is spliced from 2 exons. Gene Ontology annotation, molecular function: zinc ion binding; DNA-binding transcription factor activity, RNA polymerase II-specific. Bases 415 to 3531 code for a protein of 1038 amino acids. Lineage: Eukaryota; Fungi; Ascomycota; Dothideomycetes; Pleosporales.
AAAACGCCUUAGUACCUACCAGUCGAAGGGGGAGGGAGGGAAAGACAAAUGCCCACCGACCGCUAAGUUGUGUUAAUCCAACCACAACCACCAACAAAAACAAUCAAAUCCAUCCAUCAUUCAUCAAUCUGCUCCUUCUCAUCUUCAAACUUCCGACCUCCCUAGGGAUCGCGCCAAUUCCCACCCAUCUUCCCCCUCCGAGUCCACUUUCGGCCAUGCGACAUCGCUGCUGAGCUGUCCCUGCACCGACUUCGCUGUCAUUUUGCCUCUACCCUUCCCCUUCCUUUGCCCUAAGGCGGACGGAUCAUCCCACUAUCCGCCCACUUCGUCUGGUUCUGUGUGUAACUGUUGAACCUCGCCGAACCGCUGCUGGCCGAGGCAGCUCCCAGACCCAUUUGACGACGACCAUCCAUUAUGUCACACAAUAACAACAACGGUAACAACAAUAACAGCGCAUCGCCUCAAUCGUCACGACCUCCACAGCAGGGCCAACAGGGCCAACACACUCGUACCUACCAGGCUUGCAUUCCGUGCAGACGUCGCAAAGUUCGCUGUGACCUGGGACCUGUCGACAACCCUCACGAUCCACCUUGCGUCCGCUGCCGUCGCGAGAGCAAAGAGUGCUUCUUUUCCGCUACCCGUCGCAAGCGGAAGCCACAGGACGAUGUCGACGACGUCGAGGACGAGCAGGAUGACUACGAGAUCCGCAAUGCGAGAAAGCGCAUGCGCGCUCCCGACCACGACGAACCCCACCGACCCCAUCCCGUGAACAUCAACCGUUCAAACUCCUACUCCGCACAACCACUUACCCCAGGUGGCUCUGUCGGGAGGCAUGAACCCUUGCGACGACCCCAUUCCAGCUCCGUGCCGCGCGACACCGAGGAGGACCAGAAGUUGAGCAACACAUCGACCGCCAUUUUGCAGGCGGGCGAGAUCUACAGUGGGCAUGAUGCGCUGAACCUACUCUUCGAGGCUGCUGGCAGAAACGGCGACUUCAACCAUCACCGGACGAACAGCACCUCAAGCCAUAACAGGCCAACUCUAAACGCUGGCAGCACCCCCGGGUCCCAGACCGCCUUCGCCAGCCCGCAGGCAGCCGCGCAGCCGCAGAACAUACGCGACACGCCAGUGCAGUCGCGGCCCGUCCCAGAUCUCAACGUCGAUCCAGCAAUAUCACAACAGUUUAACGUCAUGCCCGAGGUUCCUAACGAUGACCCGGCCUUUGCAGAUGCUGUGAGAGCGUGGUCGAGGUUCCGCUUCGUCCGCGCGGGGUGGCUCACGGCGAAAGAAGCAAUCGCAUAUAUCGACUACUUCUACCGAUACCUCUCUCCUCUGACGCCAAUUGUCGUUCCGGACUACCGCGAAUACACCUUACACGGCCGUCUAUUGAAGGAGGAACCCAUGUUGACCAUCACCCUGCUGACCAUCUCGUCCCGCUUCCACCAGCCCGCCACGCCCGGCGCAAUCUCCCGCUCCUAUCUUAUCCAUGAGAAGUUCUGGAAAUACCUCCAGGGAAUGAUUGACCGCAUGAUAUACGGACAGGAGCAAUUCGGUGGUGGUUUCUGUGGUGCCGGCCAGCAGCCAGGAUCCGAUGUCAAUCCACUCUCCAGGAAGGGUCUACGGACGCUCGGUACUGUGGAGAGCUUGAUGCUUCUCACCGAGUGGCAUCCCCGAGCCCUCCAUUUCCCACCUGGGGACGACGAUGACGAGCUUCUCCUUCCAGACGAUCUCGGGGACAGCAGCUAUGCUGAUGGGGCCGCGUCUAAGGCAGAUCUGAGGCAGGGCCCGGGAGGUCAACGGAUCGACAGCUGGCUCGAACCGUGCUGGCGCAGCGACCGCAUGUGCUGGAUGCUGCUCGGCAACGCCAUGUCCCUUGCCUUCGAAAUCGGCGUGUUCGACGACACGAGCGAGGCCGAGUUCGAGGAGGCGAAUUCCCAUCUUUCCCAUGCCACGGUCAAGGCGUACUAUCGCCGCAAGAACCACCUCAAGGAUCUUUUGAUAAUAUACGUGACCCAGACUAGUGGAAGGUUGGGGCUGACAUCGAUGCUUCCCAAGGUCGAGCGCGAGGACGACUUCACGAAGAAGGCCACGCCGAACGAGCAGUAUCAGGAACGAGUAACACGCAUUAAGGCGCCGGCGCCGAACCUUGGAAACCGUCCGGACGGCCAGCGGCUACCUCUAGAAUCCAUCGCAACCCAGCAUCGCCACGCCGUCCAGGAUCUCGUGCUCGACUUCUGGGGCGAGAUCGCAAAGAUAAUGGAGCUGGGCAACCUUCGCCUGUUCCCGAAUCGCCGUCAGACCCGCGAGCUGCUCAUGUCUGAGAAUUACGUCGAGUUGUUGCAGCGGUUCCAGGAGCCCUUAAUGCGUUGGAAACAGAACUUCGACCGCGCAAGGGAAGUGCCUGACCAACUCCGCCAUGUCCUUCUUAUUGAGUUCGAAUAUACCCGCGUCUAUGUCAAUUCACUAGCUUUACAAGCAGUCGUUGAACGUUGCACGCACAACACUCCAUUGCAAGCACACGCCCAGCCACAUGGUUCUGCCGCUUCCAAAGACACUUCACGAGACGGAGGUGCGAUCCCGUUCAACACGCUGCAGAAGUGGUACGGCAACGACAGGCACUACAUCAACGAGGUCAUCGAAGCUAGUCGUAAUGUCCUCCGAGUGGUCGUCGAAGGCCUGCAACAACAGAACUUCCUACGUCACGCACCCGUCCGAACAUUCUUCCGCAUCGUGUCUGUCGCCAUCAUCCUGCUCAAGACGUUCGCUCUCGGAGCCACAGAAGACGACGUUGCCUACUCCCUAACCCUUCUCGACCGGGCCGUGGAAGCACUCCGCACCUCCCUCGUAGACGACGUCCACGUCGGCAACCGUUUCGCGGACCUGGUAGAAACCCUGACCCACCGCAUCCGCGCUCGAUUCGUGCGCCUCGCUGCUAACGGCUCGACGGGCGUGUCGCGCGCAGGCUCUCGCUCACCCACGCGAGUGACAGCUCCGAUACCCAUGAUGCCGCCACCCCAACCCAUUCCCCAGCAGCAACAGCAGAACAACAACGCCCAGCUCAACCAACCCUACCCGAUACCCUACCAACAAGGCACCGGCACCUCCGUCCCGGGAUCACCCUCCCUCGGCGUGACCUCCUCAGGCCGCCUCACCCCGACCGCAAGCCACGCCCUCUGGGGCAUCUCCUCCGAAUCCUACGACCCGAACACAAACAGCAUCUCCAUCAUGCCGCCUCCAGGCUUCGCCGCCCCCAACGGCUUCUACGACAGCAGCACCUCAUCACUCAACCAACCCCACGACCCAAACCAUCAGCAACAAUGGAAUGGCACCGGCACAGGCGCACAAGGCCAGGCAUACGCUGGCAACGCGGGCGGCUUCGCGGGCGACCAGGACUGGCUCGCGCUCCCGCUCGACCCCCUGCUCAACCAGUGGGGCGCCGACAUCACGCAGACGGCCAUGGGGCCCGACGUUGGCGGCAUGGACAUGCUGGAUAUUCUGCUGAACAUGGGAGGGCCGCCUGGUAGUGCUUAAAGGGAAAGAGAGAAACAGGGGAAUUUGGAUGAUUUGGUGGGUGGAUCUACCGUUAUGUUUUGACUAAGGUCGUAAUUAUACCAUUUUCGUUUUGUUGGCUGCUUGGAUGAUAAGAAGACUUUGGUCUUGUAUUGCGAUACCUUGUGCUGCGAGAUUGGGAGGUUGUAUGCUACUAUCAGUCAGUCGAGUUGGGUUAGGUCAGAUUUAGGUUUACACUUGGAAAAGUAAAAGUAAUGAAUUAGAGUCAAACGCAUGUGCGUAUGGACGUACACGUUCA